GUCUAUGGAGAUUGUAUGGCUGUGUGCUCGAUUGUAUACACCUGUCAGCAACAGAUGUGGCUGAAAUAGCAGAAUCUACUAAUAUGAAGGGGUGUGCAUCACAGGAGGCUGUUGAGGGGAAGACAGUUCAUAAUAAUGGCCAUAAUGGACAGGGACAAGGAUAAGGGACGGGAUAGGGACUCUUUAUCGAGCUCACAAACAUCAUGUUUAAGUUCAGAAUUCUCCUGCUUCAGGCUGCUCAGAGAUCCUCUUAUUCAGUUCAGAAUUAUUAACUCCAAUCUUCCUCUUUUCGCAGACGCUCUCCAACUCCUCCUCAGUCUGUCUCAAAACGUUGUAUCAUCAGAGAAUACGUUUCAGAACCAGCUUCAUCAGUAGUAGCAUAGAUUCGAUGGAUAAACGAGGAUAAAAUAGCUAUUAUUGUUAGAACUUUAAAGGCAAUAAAAAAAAAACAUUUCAGUGUCGUAAAAAUGAUCAUGCGACUGAACCAAUUCCGACACUUCCGGUUUCUGUCAACAUCAUUUACGCUAAUUUCAGUAAAUCCAAAAGUGUCAACGAUAGAUUGGUGAGUUGCUUGAACAAAGUAAUCCACUUCAAUAAGGAAUGAAAUCUCACAACUGCUAGACACAAGCAACAAAUGAGCAACAAUUGCACUCAAUGGACGUAUUGCCACGAUGUGAGAAACAAAUGCAAAGUGUCGCCUAAUUUGCAUCGCAAGAAUGCUAGUUUGCAACCACCAUAGCUAGCUAACGUUAAAUAGUAACAGUUAGGUUGUUACAGUCAGUAGCUUGUUAUUGUAAGCGUUGUUAGAUUUGACAGUAAGCAAUGUUUGACAGGGAAUGUAUGUUGCUCUUGGUUGGGUAGCAACAUAGCUAGUCAUACAAUAUUUGAGUACCAGUUUACUAGUUAGCUAACUAGCUAGUAAAGAGCUAGCUACCAGUUUAGCUAAUUUCACCAGUGCGUUGCUAGCGAAAGGUUAGCUAGCUAGUUGUCAACAGGAAAUACAACACUUCACACAUUUAGCGAAAUACUUUAAGUGGUAAUCUAGCUAGUCUGUUAACGUUGGUUUUGGUCAGAUUAGAAUGGAGAACCAACUUUGACCGUCCAUUUUGUUUGUUGUCAUUAUCUAACGUAAGCUAGUUAGCUCAUUAACACGAGUUGCAAACUUGAGUUAAAGUGACUCUUAAGCCUAAAUUCAAAAUGUGGCUCCAGCAAAGACUAAAGGGCCUACCAGGUGUGCUGUCAAGCAGCUGGGCUAGAAGAAUGCUCAUUGGACUGCUGGUUUUCCUCAUCUUCUACUGGUACCUUAGCUCAGAGGGCGCUUUGAGGUUGUUUAGUGGCUCAGGCCAAUCAGGGGGGCCCGCUGGACAAUGCCUCCAGACUGAGAUCCACAGGUGGAAGUCACUGGUGGACCGGGGGGAGGGAAUCUACAGCACUCCCCAGGAGAAAGCGGUCACACCUUUUGUCACAGGUAACGGCCAUUUCCUGGUGGACAUUGACUCCAACAGACUGUGGGUGGCCUCGUCCUCCCAGCCCGGCUCGGCCCCUGUCCACCAGACUGAGUAUUCGCCCAUAGUGGGUGUUCACCUCCCUGGGAAGCGAGCCGAGGUGAGUGCAACCAUGCUCUGGUUCCGCAAAGGGGCUGUCCUGUCCGUCCACUGUGUCCUCCCGGGGGACAGCUCCGGGUCAGCCCGUGACUGCCUCACCGUCCGAGAGGAGUUCAUUGCCCACCGCAGCCGGCCCAACGUCUACCUUCAGAGGAUCCACGUCAACAACCCCUCGGAGCGGGCCACCACCCUGGAGGUUUCCACUGAACCGUCCUUGUUCGGGAGCAAGUUCUCAGCCAGCGUGGAGAAGGUGGAGGACAAAGACGUGGUGCUGUCGUCGGGCCGCGUAGUUCUGCCGGAAAAGAACCAGAUAUUGCUGGUGGUGGUGGCCACCAAGAAGCUGGGCAGCCGCAUCCAGGUGGCGGCCAAGUCGGAGUACGCAGAAAGUGUGCUGUCGGUGGUGUGGACAUCGGAGCCCAUUGAGUCGACCAAGUUGCAGGAGACCUUCACUAGGCUUAGAGAGGGGGCCAAGAAAGAGCUGGGCGAGCUGCUGAGGGCUAACAUAGAAGAUCUGGUCCAGGACCACCAACAGGCCUGGAUGGACCUCUUCAUCUCUGGGGUGGAGAUGCGUAAGAUCACUGAUGCGCAUACGCCGUCCAGCGCCACGGUCAACACCACACUCUACUACGUCCUCUCGGCCUCGCCGGCACCCCUGCUAGACCGCCGCCUGGGCCCUGAAGAACGCGCCCGUCUGGAAUCCAGCCUCAACUACGCCGACCACUGCUUUAGUGGGCAUGCCACCAUGCAUGCCGAUAACCUGUGGCCGGAGCGGGUCAGCAGUGUGGCCCAAGUCCUGCAGCUGGUCACCCUGUGGACCCUCACCCUGCAGAAGAGGGGUUGCAAGGUGCUUGUGGCGGCAGGUGCCCAUGGCGUCAUGCAGGGUGCCGUACUCAGCUUCGGAGGCCUCUCUUUCAACGAAAACCACCUGCAGUUCCAGGCGGACCCGGACGUGCUGCACAACAGCUAUGCGCUGCGAGGCAUCCACUACAACCAGGACCUGAUCAACCUGGCUGUGCUUCUGGACGCCGAGGGCAAGCCCUUCCUGCACGUGUCGGUCAAACCCUUCCUGCAUUUGUCGGUCAAGCCCCAGGAGAAACCAGUAGCGCUGUACGCCUGCGAGGCGGGCUGCCUCAACGAGCCGGUGGAGCUGACGUCGUCAAUGGUAGAGUCCAAGGGCCACGUGUUCCCGGUGAUGGUGACGCAGCCCAUCACACCACUGCUCUACAUAUCCACGGACCUGCGCCACCUGCAGGACCUGCGGCACACACUGCACCUCAAAGCCAUCCUGGCACACGAGGAGCACAUGGCCAAGCAGGACCCGGGCCUGCCCUUCCUCUUUUGGUUCGGCGUGGCUUCUCUCAUCACCCUCUUCCACCUCUUCCUCUUCAAACUCAUCUACAAUGAGUACUGCGGCCCCAGCGCCAAGCCCCUCUUCAGAAGCAAGGUGACGAAGCCAAGUGAGGAAAUGGAAGCUUAGGAAGCAGCCAUGACAUCACAGGUGCAGAGUAGCAGCCAGCGAUGGCAGCAUGAGACAAAUUACAUUUCCAUAAAGUGUGUUACUGUUCAUGUCAUUGUUGGUCAAUGAUUUGUAUUGAGAUGGUCAAUGUUUAUUUGACUUUUGACAUGUUGGAGCUGAAUUCAGAGAAACAUGUUGAAGCUGAAUUCAGAGAAUGAAGCUCACCUCACCUGAUGACCUCUUUCAUUGGCAAGGCUAACGAAAGUCUGUCACUGUUUACCAUGCUUCCAUUUAUUUUGGCUGGAUGACCCCCUCGGUUUGAACAAAUUCUAUUUAUAUGGUUCUAGACAUAGCUCUGUUUUGUUUCUACCAUAUGGAAUUCUGAAAAAUGUCAGUUAUCCCUUCACCUUUUUUCAAGAUGGUGGAAACCUAACCCAAGCUACACACAUAUAUAUUUUACCCUGCGAUCAUAACCAAGUGGGAAGGUGGUAUUUACCGCAUACGACUGGGGAAAAUCCACUUGAAUGCCCCUCCAACUGGUAAUUACUAGAGGAAAACGUGUUUAUCAUCCCUGAGCUCCUACUUCUCCCACAUGAUGACCUUUGAUGUCACCUACUAAGGAAAUGACCUCGAUAACAAAAUGUUCAGCAAUUUAAUCCAACAAAACAUUAUUUAUAAAAAGCAAUCUAUUAAUAUUGUUUUUGAACACCGUAAUUUGAUCAACUAAAAGUACAGCUAUUAAUGCUGUGGUUGACUCAGCUUGUUGGCCAUUAGCCAAUCUGUGGUUGACUUGUUGGCCAUUAGCCAAUCUGUGGUUGUCAACGAGUUCAAUGCAGGUGAACACAUCCAACUGGUAUUUACGACUUCAUAAGUGGUUAUUAUUGCAGCUUGACAAAAUUAUCUCCAUUAAAAAUGGAUUGAGAUGUAAACAUUGACAUUUAAAUGAGCCGUGGUUCUUUUAGUUGGUUUACUUAAAUGGGUUUUGUAGCCUGUAUGUUUCCAGUUUCCACUGUCACUUCACACUGUUCACUCUGACACAUUAAAACUGAAAUAGAAUUACAUUUGGACAUGUAGUAGAUUUGUCUACUCUUAACAUUUAAAUGUGUGGUUGCAGCACAUUAUGUUAAUUGAUCCACCAUGAUUUAGAGAAAUAAUGCACAUGAACUUAAUUACUAGAUAAGCUGAGUUUCUACAACUCUGAUUUAUUGUGAAGUGUGACUUAAUUGUUUUCUUCAGUUUUUGUGUUUUCUUUUUGCAUUUAUUGUUCAUCUUUGUUUAUAUAGCAUUUUUAAGGGCUUUUUUCGCAUCAGUUAUUUUGUUUGUAACUAACUACUGAGUGUGCCUUAACAAGUUUAAUUUAUUCUGAUUACACCUAGAAUUUGGUUGGAUUGUAUUUGAAUAUUGUAUGAUAAUGUGAUUUGGGGGAAAAUAUGUUGUAAGUUGAUUUCAAUUUGGAUAAAGAAUAAAUGUAUACAAAGAAUUUGAAUUAAGAUGUAAAUAUGUUAAACCAUUUCUGACAGUAUACAUUAACUUGUUUGUGAAUUGAAAGUGAAAUCUGUAUUUCUAAUCAAAGUUAUUAGGCUCUAUGCACGUGUGAAGGGGUUUUAAUUAUGUUUUUAAUUAAAUUGGUUUAAUUACCAAAGGAUGGUAAAUAGCUCUUAAACUACAUGUUGUUUUCCACAGAAUUGAAUGUCCUUUGCGUUCUCUCACCCCACCAAAAAUAAAAUGAUAUCAAAGAUGGUCAAAA
Oncorhynchus keta (chum salmon) is the source of this 4807-nucleotide messenger RNA. RefSeq lists its product as uncharacterized. Bases 1198 to 3081 code for a protein of 627 amino acids. The transcript is spliced from 3 exons. The record is from RefSeq and is a predicted model, not a curated record. Lineage: Eukaryota; Metazoa; Chordata; Actinopteri; Salmoniformes; Salmonidae.